AGGAAGUGCAUAUCAUAAAUGUUUUUUCAAAGCCUUCACAAGAAUCUAGAUAAUCUAAUCAUAAAUUAACAGAACUCAGCAGGAUCAUGUGAGGGUUGUGGAUACACCUGCAGCUCCACCCCGCAUGAGGGAGUAUCCAGGUGUGGGCUCUCUAUAAAUACAUGCAUGCAUCUGAUAAUGAGUCAAAACACUUGAGACCCUUGACAGUUGACUAACUUCUCUUAGUGACAAUGGCAAGUCAAGAUAAUUCAGGAUGGAGCCCUCCAGAGGACGCUACUGAUUCAACUCAGAAGAUUUGUGCUCCGGUGAAGGGUCAAGUGGAGAUAGAAACCAGCCAAAACUAUGGGGUGUACAAAGCAGUGCAAUACCGGAAACAAAUGAUGGGAAGAAAGAACUUCACCAUAAAGGUCUUUGUUGGAGGGGAGAGCUACAUUCAUCUGGGUGUUUUCCAACAACUUCCUGGUGAUGGAGGAAAGGUUGAGCUAGUCAACAUUGAAGUGGGAAAAACCAAAGACGACCCCCUCGGCACUUUUUAACGUUGACAUGACCUUUUUCAACAGUGUAAUACUUAAAGGCAGCAGUCUGAUAUUAAAAUGCUCUUCUUCUUUAUCCUGAAAUGAUUAAACAAUGAUUUUGAAUCUGUCACACAGAGAUACAGAUAUUUGGUGUUGGGUAGCAGCAAGUUCAACGCAUUCCUUUUAAAUAAAUAAUAAAGAAAG
Messenger RNA from Trematomus bernacchii (emerald rockcod), 719 nucleotides. RefSeq names its product cystatin-A5-like. Bases 231 to 536 code for a protein of 101 amino acids. The transcript has 3 exons. Gene Ontology annotation, cellular component: cytosol. The record is from RefSeq and is a predicted model, not a curated record. Gene Ontology annotation, molecular function: cysteine-type endopeptidase inhibitor activity. Lineage: Eukaryota; Metazoa; Chordata; Actinopteri; Perciformes; Nototheniidae.